AUGAGCCACCAUAGUGGCGGGCGUCCGUCCUCGGAUCAUGCACAGCCUCUGGAUUACCCCUCAUCCCACUCGCCGCCGGGCUCGUCCGGAGCAGCCACGCCGACAUCGACAUCAGGCGGCUCUUCGUCCUUCCUCUCUAACUCCUUCUACAACGCCUUUGGCGGUAUCAUCCGCCGUUUGUCAUCUGAUCCGGCCGGCCAUCUGCAAACACACGCGGCGGAUGGUAGCCGGCCCAUCGACCAUGCGGCCACCUUCCCCGCACCCAGCCCACAUCAGGACCUCGGCCGUGGUGGCAGCCAAUUCCCGCACUCACCAACAUCCUUCUCCUUCGGUUCUAAUAAUAAUGGAAUUGACGGUGUCUAUACACCGCCGAUCGCCCGUUCUGCGUCGCCCCUUCGGCCGCCGCCACUUGAGCCGUUGGUCCUGAAAGGCUUCUCGUCAGAUACGCCAGAGUCCGCACGCUUGUUGACGCCCUCAAUUGCCGAGGAAAUUCGCAUCAUGGUGCCCGAGCGCCUACGCAUAGAGGAAAACUGGAAACUUGUUUACAGCUUAGACCAGGAUGGUGCCAGCCUCGCAACUCUAUACGAUAAGACCUACAGACACGAUGAACACCGUAUUGGCUUCGUGCUGGUCGUCAAAGACCAAGAAGGAGGUAUAUUUGGAGCCUAUCUGACGGAGCGCCCGCAUCCUUCACCCCACUACUUCGGUACGGGCGAAUGUUUCCUGUGGAGGGCGUCACUUCUGAGCCCGUUACCGCCUCCGCCGUCCGCCGACACUUCGAACCUCACAACACGAAGCACGACUAUUGCGGCCUCACCACCACAAUCCACGGUUGGAACUGCAGGCCAGUUAUCCAGCCUGGACCUCCUCGCACCGGAAAUAUCGACACAGCCACCGCCAUCACCGUCAUCCAUGCACCCACCUCCCAGCCCUUCCAUCCGCUUCAGUGCAUUUCCCUACAGUGGCGUCAAUGAGUAUUUCAUCUAUUGCGAGUCACAUAGUUUGAGCGUUGGUGGCGGAGAUGGAAAAUAUGGACUGUGGCUCAACGACAGUCUAGAUAAGGGCAUAAGUGCGACCUGUCUGACCUUUGGAAACCAGCCGCUGAGCGACGAAGGUGAAAAGUUCGGCGUCCUGGGCGUUGAAGUGUGGGUGAUAGGAUCUCGGAGGUGA
Messenger RNA from Sporothrix brasiliensis 5110, 1170 nucleotides. RefSeq names its product oxidation resistance protein 1. Gene Ontology annotation, cellular component: nucleus. The transcript is spliced from 2 exons. NCBI's taxonomy places the organism in Eukaryota, Fungi, Ascomycota, Sordariomycetes, Ophiostomatales, Ophiostomataceae. The coding region runs from base 1 to 1170 and encodes 389 amino acids. Gene Ontology annotation, biological process: response to oxidative stress. The record is from RefSeq and is a predicted model, not a curated record.